Messenger RNA from Symbiodinium pilosum, 924 nucleotides. The record is from the annotation of a GenBank genome assembly. Lineage: Eukaryota; Dinophyceae; Suessiales; Symbiodiniaceae.
AUGCAAAGUCUGCUCGAGUUCUACCUGAAGGAUCUCCCAGCACUGGAAGACUGGCGCUACAGCCCCAAUGAUCACCGGACCCGAGAUGUGGUUCGACGAGCCAUCAUACCCAUGACGGCGGAAGAAGGCUGCGCUUACGCAACCUCCAAGCACAACAGGGAUGGACCUCGGAGGGCCGAGAUCAUGGUCACCCACAACUGGGGUAAUCGUUUUCGAGAUCGCCUGGGUGCCAUCGUUGCAGACGCACUUCAAGAAUGUAGCUCUCACUUUGCAGGGCAGCUCCUGGACCACGAGCCUGAUCUUCUUCGUUCCAUGUUGACCGAGAGUGGUCAAAUGCAAAACGUCUACUGGAUUUGUGCUUUUGCCGUGAACCAGCACGCCAGCAUCUGCCACACAAACCCUUGUGACCGCGACCCUUUCACAGACGAGCUGCAUCCAGUGAACGUACGCGAUCCGGACGGCCGCUGCACUGAGUCCGAAAUCAACAAGUUCGACGACAUGAUGGGAUUCCUGGCAAACACAGGUAAGCAACUCAUUGCCGUGGAUCGUUCCAUGGACCUCUUUCGUCGUGCCUGGUGUGUGGCGGAGAUUGCUGAGGCAAAGCGAUUGCAGAUCAGGCAGUCGCUGAAGCUGGUCUCCAGGAAGACGCUCACAAAUCAAGCCUACCAGCUCCAGAACCUGGACAUCCGGGACAUGCGCGCAGGAUGUGACAAGGACAAGGAGCUCAUCCUAGGCAAGAUCGAGGAUAUCGACAGCUUCAACAGUCAGUUGCGGUCACUGAUUUUUGAUCCCCACUCUGGUUUGCUGGCUUCGUGGGAGCAAAUGGACAGCUUGCAGCAAAUGGGCGAAGUCGGGCGACUCAUUCGCUGGAGUAUGGCAGAUGCUGGCACCGGGAAGGUAUGGAGACUUUGGGACGCUGAGUGA